This is a messenger RNA of Suillus fuscotomentosus, 708 nucleotides long. RefSeq lists its product as uncharacterized. The record is from RefSeq and is a predicted model, not a curated record. Lineage: Eukaryota; Fungi; Basidiomycota; Agaricomycetes; Boletales; Suillaceae. The coding region runs from base 304 to 708 and encodes 134 amino acids. The transcript has 4 exons.
GUGAGUGGUUGUACCGUGAUGGGGCCUUGAACCUAAUCGUGUUUUGUACCCAUUAGUUUAGUAGGGCUCUCAUAGUCAUUAAGCGCAUCUGUGAGGCUUGCAUCGAAUCGCUCGUCCCUGGAUAGUAAAAUGUCGAUUUGAGCUUUGCUGCAUUUAGGCUUGUGGGUGGCACUCCUCAAUGUAUUGUCUCCUCCGCUGUCACGGUUGUGGGUGCCAAUAAACUUUUUGAAGAUGAAUUGGUCUUGAGAUAUGUAAUAUGCUUGAAUCAUUCUGGGUCGCGUGCGUUGUGGAGCGUUCGUCUCUAUGGUUGCGCUCGACGCUCGGUCCCGAGCGUUAAACGCUGUGACGAUUUUCUUGUUAGCUGUCCGUCUUCCCGAUCGUCCUCUGUGGGUGGUAUGGGUCGGUACCGCUCAAACUAUUGCACGCUCGGGCAACUAUUUCUCUGAUGGAUAUAUCUACACUGAUCAUCCCACAACUAGCCGGGUUUCUUGUGAGGUAACUGUAGCGGAGGCAGCUGCAUUUAUUAUAUUCUUUGCUUUCAUCUACUACGAUACCGACGUCUCGUAUGUGAGCAUCCAAGCUAUCCGUGGAAAGGGAAUCUGGAUGUCUUCCAUCUUGUCGGCGGUCAAGCUCCACAUACUACGCAUGGAGGCUACUCUCAAGAUGCCCCCCUACAGCUGUACAACAGCUAUUCCGCCCAGCCCCUAG